AUAAUAAAAUGGCUGGUCGUAAAAAAAUUGAUUGACCGGAAAUAAAAAUGAUUACAGGAAACGUCACUAUUACAUAAAAGGCAACAGCGAGACAUUCAUUGACAAAUUCUUAUUAAAACGAAACAUUCGACGCAAAACUGCCGUACCUUGAAGCGUAUAACCACUUGCGCAAAUUCGCAACGAGGCCAAGGACAUUGCGCUGGUUUACAAGAUGAUGGAAACACAAUUGUUAUCGAAUUAUUCAAGGAAUUACUUCAAUUUCAAUAAGACGGAGGCCAAAGAGGAGCUGUACGACAGAUAUUCCAGUAAAGAUAUCUUUGAUGUAUUCGCAGCCGACUUGCUGCAACAACUCUCUGAUUUUCAAACUUCUCCGGCAAAAUCAGAAGAGGAUCCUUGGAAAUCAUUUGAACCAUAUCCUCCAGGAUUUUUUGAUGACCUCCCGGUGUCACCAGACGCGACGAAGAAGGCGAGACGACCACCUGACGGUUACCUAUGUCAUUUGUGUUUUUGUAAGGGACAUUAUAUCAAAGAUUGUCCUCAGGCGAGACCAAAAGGGGAAGGACUCACACCGUACCAGGGGAAGAAGCGGUGUUUUGGUGAAUACAAAUGUCCCACAUGCAAACGUAAGUGGAUGAGUGGAAACAGUUGGGCGAAUAUGGGACAAAUGUGUGUGAAAUGUCACAUCAACGUGUAUCCGCACAAGCAGAGACCGCUGGACAAACCUGACGGACUUGAUGUCUCAGAUCAGGCGAAGGAACACCCGCAGCAUUUAUGUGAAAAAUGCAAGGCACUUGGGUACUAUUGUCGUAGAGCCCAAAAUUGAGCAUAGGCAUAGGUAACAUUUUGGUAAUAAUUUUUUUAUCUAUCAACUGGGAUAUACAUUAAGGGCAACUAUAUAUAUAUAUCAUGAAAUGUGAGAAAUACGUUAUUUUGAUCAUUUUGAUUUUCAAAACAUCAGUCAUUUUAAAGUAAAGAUACUCUUAUUUCCCGUUUGGGUUUGUCAAAAGAGAAUGUCUCUUUAUUUUUCUACAAGUACAAUUUUCAAUCGAUAGAUUUUCAAAAAGAUCACUUUUGUGUAAUAAGUUGUCGUCUUUUUCAUAACGAUUUCAUAUUUUCAGUACGAGAAGAAAAUAUGAAAAAACUGUAAAGAAUAACGUAUUUUUCACGUUACAUAUACACGUAGAAAACGUCUUUCGAAAGACAUACUUGCGAAAAUAUUUUGAAUUCCGCUUAUUUUUUAUCCAUUUGAAGGAUUUAUAUCAGUACAAUUAACACUGACAUGGUUGCAGUGAACUGUGAGAAUUAAGCACUAAAUUAGGCAUUGAAUAAUUGAGCAUUGAUACAGUUCACAUAAUCGAUGUGCUUGAUACAAAUAUCAAGCAAAAAUUCACACCUUUUUUGUUACAAGAAUCGUAAAUAUUUUCGCCCAAAAAGAUGACUUCUUUAGGUUAAAGUAAAAAAUGUAAACAACGUUUAUAUAUGAUCACACCAAAAAGGAAAAUUUUACCGAAAUUCAACGAUAUUGAACGACGUUUAAAGGACGACUUUGCUUAAAUAUAUAUUUUUAUUUCAAGAGCUUCUUGACGACAUUUUUUAAGGUUUGGCAGACAGCCGAAACUAGCUCUAAAAGAAUGGAACUUUUAAUAAAACAAAUUUAAAUAAAACAUAGAGAAAAACAAAAGAAUAGAAAAGGGAAUAUAUUUGCAGACAUUUUUAUUUAGUUUUUUUUAGAAAUCAUGGUUGGUGUACAAAUUUGCAAGUGAUUGCUUAUAAGAUAAGAUAUAUAUUAAUAAUAUAUGUUUAAUAUAUACAAUAAUAUACUAUCAAGACUUUUAGUGGAGAAAUAUAAUUUGUAAAACUGAUUUUUAGCGAAUCAUAGCUGAAGAGUAUAUAUUUCUAUGUUGUAUCUGAUAAUUAUUUUAAAUGAAGUAGAUAAUAAUUUUCAAUGUACUAUAGUACAGUAGGAAGCUAUGACAGAUGUAAUUAUACAAGGUAUAUAUUUUAGAAUCACGACCCCUUUUGCAUAUUGCUAUACAGUCACGUUCAUGCAAUGACCAACAUUUUUGGAAACAAGUUUUGGAAAUUCAAUUUGUUCCUUAGUCACUAUAAAUGUUUUAUGCAAAGGGUCAAUUUUUAAACCAAAAAGAUACAGGACGAUUGUAUAAAUUUUAGUGGAAUAAAUGAAGAUUAUAUAAUUUUUUUAAUAUGGACUGUAGCAUUGUAAGACAUUGUAAUUUAGAAGAGAAUAAAUUUUGUAAUACAUUCGUGUGAAAAGACCUUUUUGUAA
This is a messenger RNA of Dendronephthya gigantea, 2287 nucleotides long. RefSeq names its product zinc finger CCHC domain-containing protein 24-like. Lineage: Eukaryota; Metazoa; Cnidaria; Anthozoa; Malacalcyonacea; Nephtheidae. The record is from RefSeq and is a predicted model, not a curated record. Bases 212 to 823 code for a protein of 203 amino acids. The transcript is spliced from 3 exons.